Molecule: messenger RNA, 196 nt
Organism: Spirodela intermedia
Lineage: Eukaryota; Viridiplantae; Streptophyta; Magnoliopsida; Alismatales; Araceae
Source: the annotation of a GenBank genome assembly
AUGCUCGAGAUCAAUGCCGGAGUUCGCGAAUCUGAAUCGCCGAUCUCCCCGGAGGAUCUGCGCCAGGUAGGAAUUCGGUUCCGACUACGAGCACGAGCACGGAGCCUGCUUCCUCCGUACUACUGUCCGUCCCGUCCUCUGUGCUUUCCGAGCUCGGUUGUACAUGUCCAGUCCUACAAAGACGAACAAUGCCUGA